Paramisgurnus dabryanus is the source of this 990-nucleotide messenger RNA. Lineage: Eukaryota; Metazoa; Chordata; Actinopteri; Cypriniformes; Cobitidae. The record is from RefSeq and is a predicted model, not a curated record.
AUGUCAAUCAUGCUGGCCCCUCCUACUCUGAUCUUGCUUUUCAUGAUUCACGGUGUUUAUAGUGGUGAUGAUGAGUGGGGUGUGAAUUACAGCUCUUCAUCCAUCUGUGCACUAAAGGGUUCAACAGUGAUAAUAAACUGCACUUAUAAAUACCCUACUGGACAUCAGAUCAUGAAAGUGUUAUGGACUAAGAUUAAGAGUGCUGAUACUCCAGAUCUGUUUAAUGACAUUAAAAACAGUCAGAGGAUUCAGUAUCUAGGAGAUAAACAUCACGACUGCACCAUGAGACUGACUAAUGUGAGAAAGAAAGAUUCACACAAAUACUAUUUCAGAUUCAUCACUCAUAGUCGCAAAUGGAUUGGAAAAGAUGGGGUGACUCUUAAUAUCACAGAUCUUCAGGUGGAGUCUUCAGGUGAGAGAGUGACAGAGGGACAUUCAGUGACUCUUACAUGUAAAAGCAGAUGCAGUCUGACUGACAGAUCAACAUUCAUCUGGUUUAAAAACACACAGUCAUUAAGUGAGAGAACAGACAGAAACAAUCAACUCAUCCUGCAGUCAGUAAGAAGAGAGGAUGCAGGCAACUAUAGCUGUGCUGUACAGGGACACAAACUCACAUCACCUCAUCAAUAUCUCAAUGUCAUCUAUCCUCCAAAGAAGGUGAUAGCAUCCAUCAGUGGAUCUGGUGUAAUAAUGGAGGGUGAUUCAGUGACUCUGACCUGCAGCAGUGAAUCAAAUCCACCUGUUCACACCUACAGCUGGUUUAAGGAGAAUGAAAAAUCAUCUGUUGGAUCUGGACAGACGUACAGCAUCACUAACAUUAACUCCAGUCACUGUGGAUGGUUUUACUGUGAGGCUCAGAAUGAAUUCGGGUCUCAGAGAUCUGCUGCUGUAUCACUCAAUGUUAAAGGAAAUAUGAUGAUAUUUCACUCUAUCAUUGGAGUGUUGAUUUUGGGGGCUGUAGUUUUUGUCGUGGUGUUGAUAAUUGGGUAA